Molecule: messenger RNA, 887 nt
Organism: Hippocampus comes (tiger tail seahorse)
Lineage: Eukaryota; Metazoa; Chordata; Actinopteri; Syngnathiformes; Syngnathidae
Gene: fam162a
Product: family with sequence similarity 162 member A
Exons: 5
Coding region: 89-565 (158 amino acids)
Biological process (GO): neuron apoptotic process; positive regulation of release of cytochrome c from mitochondria; cellular response to hypoxia
Cellular component (GO): mitochondrion
Source: RefSeq, a predicted model, not a curated record
UUUGUCACACAAGGCUACUUGACUUUCAUUAGCGGACGGCUGGCCGUGUUUACCUGCACGUACAACCGAACACAGGCGUACAAACAAUAUGAAUUUCGUGAGAUCCCGACUUUCAGUCACAAAGCUUUUGGGUCAGAGGUGCAGACUGGUCACGGAAACAUGGAGCCACAGAGGGAUGUGCAAUAAACCGCAGGAGGUCAAAGCAGAGCUUCCCACUGCAGCUCCAGCAGAACACUCCCCUCGUCUUGGCUUUAAGAUCCCUGGUUACAGACCCUCGGAGAUGGAUAAGAAGAUGCUGCUCUGGUCAGGACGCUACAAGACAGCGGACCAGAUCCCAGAGUUGGUCUCAUAUGAAAUGCUCGACGCUGCCAGAAACAAAGUACGAGUGAAAGCCUGCUACGUGAUGAUGGUGGUCACAAUCGGUGCCUGCUUGUUGAUGGUCGUCCUGGGUAAACGGGCUGCUGGCAGAAAUGAGUCCCUGACUGGUCAGAACAUGGAGAGGAAGGCCAAAUGGAGGGAGGAAGUCCAGAGAGAGCAGGAAACCACCAUCGCCAAGGCUCAGUGACGCAGAGACGACAGUGUACCUGCAAGAGAAUCCUCUCUUCCCUCAAUAAAUUGGAGCGAUACAGCGGCACUCGACUCACUUGUACAUGUCUAUCGUUAAACAUAUUCAAAGUGAAUGAGACAUAUUGUUUGGGAAACAUACUGUAUAAAUGCCAUUUUCACAAACAGUGGCCAGGGGAGCCAUUUACAUAACCACAGAUGGGAAGAGGUACUGACACAUUUUCAUCUAAUAAACUGGUAGAUAAAAUAUAAUAUCUAUUAUACAUUUUGCAGCAUCCCCAAUUGUAAAAAGCAUAUUUUCUAAUAAAAUCUGGAUGAAAAAA